ACUCCUAUCUGUAAUUUGAUUCGUUAAAAAAAAAAAAAAAAAAAAAAAAAGCCUUUAGUCAAGAAACGAAGCAAAGGGCAUCCAGCUUCUCCUCCUUCCCAUUUCAUCCGAAAAUUUGAGAGGAAACCCAGAAAUUCAAUUCAUUCACUCCCCAGAUAACUUCGUAGUCUUCAAGCUAGCCGAGCAUUGGAAUUUUCUGACUUGUCUAUUCUAUUCCUAGAAAUAUGCAGGCAUCCAGGGCCAGGUUGUUCAAGGAAUACAAAGAGGUGCAGAGAGAAAAAACUGCCGAUCCCGAUAUUACACUUGUUUGUGAUGACACCAACAUAUUUAAAUGGACUGCUUUGAUCAAGGGCCCAUCAGAAACUCCUUAUGAGGGUGGUGUUUUCCAGCUUGCAUUUGCAGUGCCUGAACAGUAUCCUCUGCAACCUCCUCAAGUGCGAUUUUUGACAAAAAUCUUUCAUCCUAAUGUCCAUUUCAAGACUGGAGAGAUUUGCUUGGACAUCUUAAAAAAUGCUUGGAGCCCUGCUUGGACAUUGCAAUCUGUGUGCAGAGCAAUAAUUGCUUUGAUGGCUCAUCCGGAAGCUGAUAGCCCCUUAAACUGUGAUUCAGGCAAUCUUCUACGAUCUGGAGACUUAAGAGGAUUCCAGUCCAUGGCAAAGAUGUAUACAAGACUGGCAGCCAUGCCAAAGAAAGGAUAAGCUUAAGGCCUUAAGCACCCUCUUUGCUUGCAUACUGUUAUCGUUAAUCUGCGCAAUGAAGAGAGACAUUUAUCCCCCACGUCGUAUCUAUUUCUUCAUUGAUUUUAAAGUUUCAACGAAAAUUGUCUCUAAUUUGAGUAUAUUAUUAUAUGAUUGUCCCAAGAAGCUUUCCCCUGUUGGCUCUGCUCUGUAAUUCCAAGGUUAAAAAGUAUGAAAAAAGAACUUUGCCAAGCCCAAUUUUAAAAUGUAAUACUGUACUUCGUAAAAGAGAAUUCUGAUUUUUAUCUUUUUGCCAAACCCAAUGCUAAAAUGGUAAUACUUUGUAGUAAGUCUUAGGCCUUGUUUGGUUUUAUGUAAAAUAUUUUCAUGGAUACUUAUUUUUUCCAAUUA
Chenopodium quinoa (quinoa) is the source of this 1088-nucleotide messenger RNA. RefSeq names its product protein PEROXIN-4. The transcript has 6 exons. The record is from RefSeq and is a predicted model, not a curated record. Lineage: Eukaryota; Viridiplantae; Streptophyta; Magnoliopsida; Caryophyllales; Amaranthaceae. Bases 225 to 698 code for a protein of 157 amino acids.